UCCCGUCGUGAAAAACGAAACGAGGGACAUCUCCAGAAAGAGAGAGAGACGAAGGGAGAGAGAGAUGGACGGCAUCGAGCAUCGUACGGUAUCAGUGAACGGCAUAAACAUGCACCUGGCGGAGAAAGGCGCGGGCCCCACCGUUCUCCUCAUCCACGGCUUCCCCCAGCUCUGGUACACGUGGCGCCACCAGAUCCACGGCCUGGCAGCGCGCGGCUACCGAGCCGUGGCUCCAGACCUACGCGGCUUCGGCGACACCGACGCACCACCGUCCGCUGCAAGCUACACCGUCUAUCAUAUCGUAGGCGACCUCAUUGCCCUCAUCGAUCUCCUCGGCCAAGAUCAGGUGUUCGUUGUUGGGCAUGAUUGGGGCGCAAUAAUGGCAUGGUAUCUGUGCUUAUUCCGGCCAGAUCGGGUUAAGGCUCUAGUCAACCUUAGUGUUGCUUUCUCUCGGCGCACUCCCAUCAAAACCGUUGAUGUGCUGCGGUCCAUCUAUGGAGACAACUAUUACAUAUGUAGAUUCCAGGAACCUGGAGCGGCAGAAGCUGUCUUUGCUCGUGUUGGUGCUGAGAGAAUGCUCAAGAUAUUUUUUACAUAUCGGCAUCCAGGUCCGCUCAUGGUCCCGAAAGAUGGGUUUGGAGCUUGGCCUGAUAAGGAACUUAUCUUGCCUUCUUGGAUGUCAGAAGCGGAUUUUGGUUACUACACUGAAAAAUUCAACAAGAAGGGCUUUACUGGCGGAUUAAACUACUACCGAGCUUUAAAUCUGACUUGGGAGCUCACGGCUCCAUGGGUUCGUUUUCAAGUGAAAGUGCCCACUAAAUUCAUUGUGGGAGACCUGGACCUGACUUAUAACAGUCGAGGUGCCAAGGAGUAUAUACAUGGCGACGGAUUCAAGAAAGAUGUACCGUUCCUGCAGGAUGUGGUCGUGAUGAAAGGAGUGGCCCACUUUAUCAACGAGGAGAAGCCGGAUGAAAUAACAGAUCACAUUUUUUCUUUCUUCCAGAAGUUUAAUUAGCUUCUCUGUUUUUUAUGUUUUCAGUAAGCAGAUCUUAUCACCUUUAAAUAAAAGGACUGUUUUAAUGAGCUUA
Molecule: messenger RNA, 1088 nt
Organism: Magnolia sinica
Lineage: Eukaryota; Viridiplantae; Streptophyta; Magnoliopsida; Magnoliales; Magnoliaceae
Exons: 4
Coding region: 65-1015 (316 amino acids)
Molecular function (GO): hydrolase activity
Source: RefSeq, a predicted model, not a curated record